AUGCGAUUUCUCUGCCUACAUGGGAGAGGAACGAGCGCGAAGAUCUUUGAGAUGCAAACAGCGAGAAUCCGACAAGCUCUCGGACGGGAUCACGACUUUGUCUUCGUCAAUGGGACUGUCCCAGCCGACCCUGACGUCGGCGCCGCCACCGUUACCGAUGAGUAUUUUGGCUAUGUGGGGGACAGUGUGAGCCAGUAUCGUGAACUCUACGACGACCUCAUGGAUGUCGUCAAAGCUCAAGGCCCCUUCGAUGGCUUGAUGGGCUUCUCGGAGGGCGGAGCCGUGGCGGCAUGGAUGCUGCUCGAGAAUGCGAGACAUCCUCACACCUUUGGUGCAUUAAAAUGCGCCAUCUUCUUCAGCGCCGCCGUACCUUUCGACCCAGAGGUGAUUCGGGACGGGAUUGUGAGAGCCGUCGACCCGGCCACGGAUGGCGUGUUGAUCAAGAUCCCGACGGCGCACAUCUGGUCCAAGGCUGGUGAUGUCAAUUCGAAACACGCCCAGUCACUGUCUCGGCUGUGCGAAGAGGGCCUGAGAGAGGUGUUUGUUCACGAGUUGGGUCAUAACGUUCCCGGGUCGAAGUCCGACGAGGGCUUGGCUGGCUCACUCCGGGCUAUCGAGCAUACUAUCGAGAACGCAAAGGAUCAUGAGUGA
Anthostomella pinea is the source of this 651-nucleotide messenger RNA. NCBI's taxonomy places the organism in Eukaryota, Fungi, Ascomycota, Sordariomycetes, Xylariales, Xylariaceae. The record is from the annotation of a GenBank genome assembly.